Colletotrichum paranaense is the source of this 954-nucleotide messenger RNA. RefSeq lists its product as uncharacterized. The coding region runs from base 1 to 954 and encodes 317 amino acids. The transcript has a single exon. Lineage: Eukaryota; Fungi; Ascomycota; Sordariomycetes; Glomerellales; Glomerellaceae. The record is from RefSeq and is a predicted model, not a curated record.
AUGAGGACCUCCAUCAUCUCCCUCCUGCUGGCGCUCUUCGUCGCCCUCGUCGCAGCUCAAACUCCCACCGCGACAGACACCACAGAAGCAACCACCUCCGUCGCAGCAGAACAACCCUCCGGAACGCCAGAGGCUUCAGGAACACCAACGACCCCAACGUCCACCGCCGCAAACUCCGGAGGCAACGCCGGCGGCGGCGGCGGCAGCGGCAGCGGCACGACCACCGCCGCAGGAAGCAGCACCACAACCCCGCCAGCAGACGUCUACCUCAAAGUCCCCGAGCUAUCCGUCGGCCGCAUCGAGCUUGACGUCGACAACCUCUCCGCCGAAGUGAACCUCGCCGCCGAGGUCGCCAAGCUCGUCACCAUCAACGCGGGCGUACAAGUCGGCAUCGAGAAGGUCAACAUCACCAUCGUCGACGUCGAAGCCGAGCUCGAGCUCGUCAUCCGCCUCGGCAACCUCGUCGACAUUGUCAACCGCACGCUCGCCUCGCUGGAUCUGAACCCUCUACUCAUCAACCUCCUCGACACCGUCGGCGAUGUCGUCGACGACGUCAUUGGUGCUGUGGACGGCCUUCUGGGUUCCAUCGUCAACGGCGACUCCAAGAUUAACUUCUUGAUUGACAACCUGGGAAAUAUUGUGCAAGAGGUCACCAACGCGGGUGCCUCCGCCCUGAGCUCCAUCAUCGGCAACUACCAGCAGAACAUGACCUUUACGGGCUCCCAGCAGGAUCUCGGUAACGGGCUGACGCAAAAGACAUACUCGUACGAGCCGCUUAGUUCGUUGGUGAAUAUCGUCUUCAAUACGCUUGGUCAGGUUGUGAGGGCGACUGUGGUUAAAGGUGGCGCGUCGGGAAGCGGGAGCUCGUCGGCGAGUGGAACAACGGUCGCGGCGACGACGGCUGCUGCUACGACUACGGCUCCGGCGACGACAACGGCUGCUGCUAGCACCUAA